UUUAUUAUAAUUGAUGUUCAUAUUAGUAAAUUUUUGAACAAACCUUAACUUAGGAGCCUCAUGGCCUAUUUUAUCCCCCUUCUGUUUCCUAGUUCUCUACCGUCGUCUUUACUCGUCCUUGCUAAAGUAACGUCUUUCUGCUAAUUUGACGUUCAUUAGAUAAGCAAGUUUGUUUCGUAUACGAUUUUGGUUUAUUCUAACUAUCAAAUUACUUGACAUUAUAAUUUACUUUUUUAUCUGUAUGCCUUGCGUACGUUUUCAUCUUUUAAAAUUUUCCAUGAAUGUUUCUAUAGUCUUCCUACAACUAUUGGUAAUGCAAAUACCUUUCUUUAUUUUAAUAUCCACAAGAUGGUAUUUGUCUUCAAGCUUUAAUUUUAGCUGAGAAUAGAAAUGUGAACAAUGACAGAAUAUUUACAAAUGACAUAUAAUAUUCAACUUAACAUCUCUUAUGAAUAAAGUAAGACGAAAUUGACUUAUCUUGGUGGUGAUGCGGGGAUGUGGAUCUGUUUUGAUCCUAUAGGAAGCCGAGAAGGCUGGCAUGCUUUUAUUUUAUUUUGCAUAUUUCUUUGUUGGACUUCUUUUGGUAUUGAUGGCAGUUUAACAAAUGCAGCUGCAUUUAAUGUCCCUCAUAAUGCUGUUACAUCAGAUAUAUCACUAUCACUUUCAACACACCAUGAAGAUGACGAAUGUAGGAAUGUGACUACUGAUAAUAGAGCUACUACUGGUCUAUCAGUGAUCAAUCAAGGAUCUGGUUCUCCUCAUUCGCCAAUAGUGCCUCCAACUUUUCUGUACGGAGUUCUUACCUGCCAACCAUAUCAAGGAAUUUCUGUGAACCACAUCUAUUUUCAACUAGCAAAUGCCUUCUUUUUAUUGUCACAUCUUGCACCAAGUGGCAUACAUGGCGUACUUUAUUUAAGGUGCACUCUGCUUGUGGGCUGUGCCUUUCUUGCUUUGUGGGGCUGGACAAUAGCUUGUUGGCUGGAUGCUGCUCUCUGGAAUGCUUUGUUUGUUGCCAUCAACUUUGUCCAUGUAUGCACACUUCUUUACAAGCUCAGACCUAUCAAGUUUUCAAGGGAAAUUGAAGAGGUAUAUAUUGCAGUAUUCCAGCCAUUAAGAGUAUCACGUCACCAAUUCAGAAAAGUGUUAAAUUGUAUGAAGAUUAUUCGACAAUUGAAAUAUCAAGAAGUUUAUGCCCAAGAAAAAGUGACCAAAGUUGAUUCUUUAUCUUUAGUACUUUCUGGAAAGUUAGUAGUUUCGCAAAAUGGAAGAGCAUUGCACAUUGUCUUCCCACAUCAGUUCCUGGAUUCUCCAGAAUGGUUUGGUGUUUCUACAGACGAGUACUUUCAGGUAUCAAUAACUGCUAUGGAAGAAUCAAGGAUAUUAUUAUGGCAUAGAGACAAGUUAAAAUUAAGCAUAAUUAGUGAUCAAUUUCUGCAGGCAGUGUUUGAUCAUAUUUUGGGAAGGGAUGUAGUCAAAAAAUUGAUGCAGGUUAGUGAAACAAUGGCUGCUAGCAGUCAUCAACAGCAAAAUGGACAAGUAAUUGGUUUAGGUGGUAUUGGAGCCUUAGAAAAUGAUCCUGACACCAAACUUUUUGUUGUGAAAAAGACUGGUGAUAGUCAAGGUAUUACUGCUCUCAUCAGUCGUCAACUUCAAGCAGCAGGAGAUCCAAAUGCAUGGAGAUUGGGAAGAAUUGAAGAGACUGAUCAUGAAACACCUGUUUAAUGAAAUGAAAACUAGAUGAAUGUCAUCCUCGACAGUCAAUAUAAACUAACACCAGUCUUUUUAUAUAACAUAAAAUAAUGAUGAAAUAUAUUCAUCAUUGGAAGAUAUAGUAUGGUGUGCGUGGAACAAUUAAACAUUCUCUUGCCAAUUAAUAAUUUUUCCCACUAGUCAAGUAUGAUUAACAAUGGAAAAAUUUCAUUGUUUAUAGAAUAAUGGUUCCAUCCUAGUUUAUAUAAAGUGAUAUGACUAUAAACAUUACUUUAUGCUUCCAAUAUAUUAUUGAGUACUAUUGAAACUAAUUUAAAUAUGGCUGUUUAUAAUUCACAUUGAUUUUUUUUUAACAUGCAUAUGUUUAGUAUUGAUCAAAUAAGACUUUACAUGUAUAAUAAAAUGGAGGUUGUUUAAUUACAGCGGCGUAACUUCUUUAAUGAGAAAUCUGUGAUUUAUUGGAAGUGGUAAAGAAAAAAAUUAAGGAGGCCUAAAUACUUGAUUGUUUUUCAUACCCAAAUAUAGUGCCUUUUUACUUGCAUUUCAUUUAUUAAUUUUUUAAGAGAAAAAUUUAUAUAUUAUAAUUAUAUACUAAUUUAUAAACUCAUUCAAUAUCUUUUAAGAAAAUUGCUGGUAGAAAUCUAAAUGUUUUAGUGCGGUUAUUUUUUAUAUUUUCUAAAAUGGGACCAUUUUCAAUUAAUCUUUAUUUACAAAAUUAAUAACAAAAAUACAUUUUGUUAUAUGUAAUUACAUAUAUCUUAAAUUAAAUUAUUAUGUUAGUUUCAUGAAAAAAUAUUUAUUUGAAUUAUAAAAAUUAUAAAAAUUAAUAUAAGUUUUAUAAGUUUGAUUAUGAUUUACUAAUAAUUGCCAGUGAUAUGGCUGCAUUAUCUUUAUUAAUAAAUUUUAAUAUAACUAUUAUAAUUAUUGCUAUAUUAGAUUUUUGUUAAUUACUAAUUAAAAAUUUAAAAUUUUUUCAACUUUAAAUUAUUUAAUUAUAAUUUUUAUUUCUGAUUUAAAUAUUUGAUUUAUACAAAUGAAGUCAAAAAAAUUAAUAAAUAUUUUAUACAUUAAUAUAUAUAAUAUAUAAAAUAUAUGAAAUUAAGUAUAUUUUAUAUAUAUAUAUAUAUAUAUAUAUAUAUUAAUUUAUUGUUAGAUUGAAUAUCACAAGUCGUUUGUAUAUAGUUUUAUUUAUAAACAAAGAUUAACAUAAUAUAAUUAAAUCAAUAUUCAUAAUUAUUUUUAAAAAUUAUAUACUAUCUUUGUUUAGAAUGCUUUAUUUGGCAAUGAAUUUUUUUUUCUUUUUUGUAAAAAAAUUGAUUUCUAUUUAUUUUUAUAUGAUUAUGAUUUGAUGAUAUAUUAUAAGUAUAGAAAUAUUACUAUUAAAUUUUUGUUUUUAUUGCUGAUUUUAUUAUAUCUUAUUAAAAUGAUUGAAAUCUUGUUUUCUUUUUUUAUUUUAUAUCAUGUUUGUUAUUUUAUUUCUACCAGCAAUUAAUUAUUUCUGCCAUCAAAACUAUUAUUAAAUAGUUUUGAAGAAUUAGGGCAUGAAUCAUAUCAUAACAACACUAGAUAAUGGCGUUCAGAAUAGAGAAGCAGGAAGUUACGCCAGAAAGCGCUGGAUGAUAAUACAAUUAACAUGAACUAUAUUAUUAAAAUAAUAUUUAUAUUGAUAUACAUUGUCGAUAGAAAAAUAAAUGCAUAUAACUUUUAAUGUUUAAUAUCAUAAAAUUAUCAAAAAUUGUUACAAUAAUAUUAUAAUCACAAUUAUUGUUUCUUUAUUUAAAAAAAAAAGAUUAAUUUUAGUUAUAAUUUAUAAUUCAUAAUUAUAAUUAAAAUCAAUUAUUGGAAUGAAACCAAAAAAAUUAAUACGCACAGAAAAAUAAAAAAAAAUAUUAAUACAAUUAAUUAAAAUUAUUUUGAAGAAAAAUAGUGAAAAUGUAUUAUGUAUCGAAAUUUAAAGUAAAAAUCUCAGGUUUUGAUGAUUGGAUACAGUUUUAAACAAAUAAAUAAAGAAUAAAGAAAAUCUUUAAAAACAACUUUGUCCAAUCUAAUAAAAUGCAUUAUAGAAUUAAAAAUGUUGCUAAUUGAAUUUAUGCCCAAUUAAGGUUGUAAUACAUACUUUAAGAGGACUUUUUAUAUGUAAAAUUAUAGCAUAUUCUAAUUCAAACAUUAUUAUUAAUUUAAAAAUUAAAUAAUAAUUGUCCUAUCAUAUAAAAUACAUUCUUAAAAAUAAUUUUAUUAAUAAAUACUGAUUUUUUACUUUUCUGAAAAAUUAUAUUUUCACAAGAUAUUAAAUUAAAAAAAAAUAAAAAUCAUGAUUUUAUUUACUCUGCUAUAUAUAUAUAUAUGAGAAAUGUAAAUUAUUUGUUUUAACGAAUGUAAAUUAUUCGUUAUUUAUCUUUGUUGUUUAUAACUUUAAAUUGUUAUGAUUAUGUGUAGAUUUUUUUUAGUAUGUAGUUAGGUAUAAAGAAAUAUAAAUGAAAUGAAAAAAUUUAAAUCAUAUUGAAUACAAUAAUGACAAAUCUAAUUAUGAAAGAAAUAAAGAAAGUUAGUUUUAGAAAAAAA
Molecule: messenger RNA, 4272 nt
Organism: Apis cerana (Asiatic honeybee)
Lineage: Eukaryota; Metazoa; Arthropoda; Insecta; Hymenoptera; Apidae
Product: blood vessel epicardial substance
Biological process (GO): regulation of membrane potential; heart development; striated muscle cell differentiation
Cellular component (GO): sarcolemma
Molecular function (GO): cAMP binding
Source: RefSeq, a predicted model, not a curated record